Messenger RNA from Mya arenaria, 5345 nucleotides. Its product is annotated as mitochondrial substrate carrier family protein L-like. Gene Ontology annotation, biological process: transport. The transcript is spliced from 8 exons. NCBI's taxonomy places the organism in Eukaryota, Metazoa, Mollusca, Bivalvia, Myida, Myidae. The record is from RefSeq and is a predicted model, not a curated record. Gene Ontology annotation, cellular component: mitochondrion. Gene Ontology annotation, molecular function: transmembrane transporter activity. The coding region runs from base 74 to 919 and encodes 281 amino acids.
GUCACUAAGAACUGUCAUCUGUCAAAAUUCGGUCACAAGAAGGGAAUGUAACAAAAUUUGACCAAUUUUUGAGAUGACACACAGUGAAAAACGUACCCAUUGGUUUAAAGAAGGUGGAAUAGGACUUGGAGUGGGUAUAUUGUAUGGGUUAACAAACACAUGUGUCGGGCACCCAUGGGAUACCCUAAAAACCAAGAUGCAAGCCCAAGCAGGCUUCGAGAAAACCGGGCUUUUCCAGACACUCACAAAGACUCUCAGGUCCCAGGGUGUCAUUGGUCUGUACAGAGGAUGUAUUCCGCCUCUGUGGGGGUCUGGCAUUUACAGAUCCGUGCAGUUUGCUGUAUUUGAAGGGGUGUACACAUUACUGAAUGAGCCAAACUUUAAUUUUGAAAUUCCUCUAACUGCUGGGCUGCAACCGCGGGUAAUUAUAGCAGGUGCAGUAGCGUCUACCUCUAGAGCUAUUAUAGAAACUCCACUGGAAUUUGCCAAGAUUAAGAGACAAACGCAGCAAACAUGGGAACUCAGGAAGGUGUACACGGGCUUUGGAGUUACUUGGUUGCGCACCAUGGGCCUGAUGAGUUCAUAUUUUAUCUUUGUGGACACGGGUAGGCGAAAUUUCCCCGAGUACUUCGCCCGGCCCAUACUUGGACCAUUUCUCAUAUCAGGGAUGGCAGCUACCAUGGCAUGGUGGAUUGUGUGGCCAUUAGAGUACAUGAAAUCACAAGUCCAGAGUGGUUAUGCCAACCAAAACGAGUCGGUGCUGAAGAGAAUGGCAACCGUUAUACGUGAGCGGGGAUUUUUCUCCCUAUACCGGGGAAUUUUGCCCGGUACCAUAAGAAGCUUCACAGCCAAUGGAACGAGUAUGGUUGUCAUGACGUUUGCACAGAGAAAGGUUUCUGAAAUGGGUCUUAGGGAUUGAUGGUUAUACAUGUUGAUUUUAAGCUUAAAGAAAACAGUCAAGGUAAAGAGUUGUUGUCGUUGGCAGCAGUGUGCAAAAACUUUAACCUUUAAGCCAUCACUAAAAACUGUAUUUAAAUAAAACUUGGUACACAUGUUCUAACAGACAUUAUAUGCAUAGUAAGGCUAUGGAUUGAAUAAAUGUUGAGUUUGUCCCCUUGAUCGACUGAAAAAAACAACAGACGAGCGUUGGCAUGCGCUUUUGUUGACUUUCAUAUGUAUACGAUUUAGUCUGUGUUUCGAGGGUCGAUGUAUUGUCAAAACUUUGGCGGCAUUGUUUUUGUCAACAUAUGUAUCACGGCAGCUUGGGAGUCAUUUGCAGCAGCAUGAAAAAAAAAGCAGCAUGUUAACAUUGAGUAAUAAAUCAAACACUUUAUUAUAAGAUUUUAUCAUAAAGCUCUCGUGAACAGACUUUAUGUUGGCAUUUUGUUUUUUGAAAAUGGUUGAAUUUGAGUUAUUUUGCACUAGUUCUAUGAACAAAGACCAAACAAAAACUACCAGGUACUCAUUUGAGUCCAAGCCUAAACUUAAUUUACAUUACUAAUGCUGAUUCUUAUGUCACAUAUUUCAAUAGUUAUUAUCAAUAGGACCAAUUUGGACUUUAGUCCAUGUUUUAUCAUUGUUACAAGUGGAUCUUUUAUUAUUGUUAUAAGAAUUUUAUUACCAUGUACAUGUAUUCAGGGAGAAAGAUUGCUGCCACAUGUAGGUGGAGUGUUAAGUGUUUUUACAUCCUUAUAUGUUAGAUAUUACAGUUUAUUGUAUUCGCAUUAUGUUGCGUUGCGAUGUUAUUUGCUCAAAUUCACAAGGAAACUUAAUACUCUUGCGAAGAUAAAAUAAUGAGAUUAAUUAAUCAGGUUCGACAAGCUGACCUAGGAGUGACAGUCUACGUCGGCGAUACGAACUGUGGGUGAGGGGUGUCCCACGGGUAGUUAAUGGCUAUGCAAAACAGGGAUAUCGAGGAUAUUCAAAAUACCAAUAUUUCUCUGAAAAUAAGCAUAAAAAGAAACAAACAAAAAUGUUAAUUGUUUUUAACUAAGGUCAUAGAAAAAUGCUAUUUUCUAAGACUCUCUUAAAAUGAUAGAAAAACGAUAUUACAUUAAUAUCGUCUAUAUAAUAUAUCACUGGUUAAAUUUUCAUUUUUUGCAACGAACGUGUUAUGUGAAAAAGAGAAUCUUACAUUCGUUGCAGUUUGAUACAAAAUGUCAUGACAUUUGUUAAGGAAAGUUGUAAAGCUCGUCAACGGCUUAUUUCAUAACUUUUCCUAACUGUAAUGUAUAUACAUUGUUUUUGUACUCAUGUAAGCUCCUAUAUUUACUGAACUUUUUGCUAUGCAAGCUAUGCAAUAUGUUACAUUAUUAUAAUGUACGGCUAAUGUUAAUCUCAUCAAAACCAGAUUCCAAAUAAUCGCUUCACGACUUUACGCUAUGGCUUUUAUUGAGUGCAAUUGCUAAUGAAUAUACUAGUUGGAGAGGUCAACUUCAGGUGACACCAAUGCCAUGUUCUAAAGUCGCAUGCAGGACCGCGAAAUGAUUUUUAUAAAAUUGGUUUAUAUAAGUUUGUGUUAGUUUUGUAAGCAUACAAUAACUGUUUUACAUUUUAUUAAAGUUGCAUAUUUUACACACUUUCUUCCACGUUUUUGCAUUCUUUGAAAACAAAUAUGUAUCAUAUUGAAUCUCAAAUCUAAACAUUUACUGUCAUUUAGUUGUAUAGAGAAUUGCAGUGAAUUGUUUUCAAGUAAUCCAGGUAAUCUUCUACAAGUUUUAAUGAACAUAUUUCAAGGGAUGUAUUUCCCUUUGAAAUGAAUAAUUUGCAUCACACAUUUUCUCAGAAGUAGCCAGCUAUGCCUUGUUUGUGUUUACAGAUGAUCGUGUUUUUCUCAUUAUUUUAAAUGAUCACAUCAGAGGCAUUUAUAUAGCUAAGCGCCUUUUCUUUUGAAUUAAAAAUAAUGAUUUGAUUACCGUUAAUCAAGAAUUUCUAGUCAAUUAAAAAGUUUGUGAUAUUCAGAAACAUGAUUCCAUUCCCUGGAAUUAUAGUUAACUAUAGAUUUUAUUUUUUAUAUUAGAGGAGAGAAAUAUUCAUAAGGUAUUAUUAUCAUUCUGACAUUUUGUUUCACUAGAAUAUCAGGAGACCAUAUUUUUACAAGGGAACAAAUAAGCACGAUUAUUUAUAUGGCGUGCGUCGCCCUCGAGUUAUGUAGCUUCAUUUCUAUUCAUAUUUUUCCAAAUAUAAUUGGAAUAUUAGGAUUUUUGCUCUAGUACGAUGAAAAACAUCAUUUCGAUAAUUAUCCUGUCCUAAAAUUAUCUGAAUACAUAAUAAUUGUUUCGAAGUAAUUUAAAAAGCUACAAACGUCUUUAACACCUCUGACAAGCCAACCUUUACGUGUGCUUCCUUAAAGCAGGGCAUUGCCGAAGAAAGUUUUGAUAUACAUUUAUAACAACCCGUUCAAUUUUUAUCUUUAAGGAUUUUAGGGACAACCACAGUUACCAUAAUUUUCAAAAAUAAACCCUUCAUUUUAGUAGAACAAUGUUCAUGCAUUGGCCAAAACUGUUAGUUGAAAAUGCAUUUUACAUGUGUAAUACAAUGUUUAUUGUAUGUUUCGUAUGCAAGAUAUUUUAUACAUUGUAUAUUUCUAAUGCUAGAUUUUGAUUUCAUUUAACAUAGCCAUGUAAUUUUCUUGGUUGUACAAUGAACUCUUAAAUAUUGUGUUGUAAUCUAACCUUUAUGUUUGAUGUAAUUAUUUGUACAAUAAUUACGAUGAUAUGAGAUGGGUGCGCGUUUACAUUUGGUAUAAAUGAUAAAUUGUGGCAAUUUGGGGUUACACGUAUCAGUUGAUUGUUAAUGGAGAAAUGAUAUAGGAGCUUAUUUUAACAUUUUUCAUGUAUGAGAAGUUGAUAGAAGCUACAUCUUAAAUCAAUAAACUUUUGAUGGUGUAAAUAUAAUAUUUAUUUAAUAUAGUAUCGUUUAUAUAAGUUUGAAAAUGAUAUUUAUUAAAUGUCUUAUGGUCAAGACCAUCUGGGAGCAAUAUGUCCAAGAAACUACUCCUGUUAUAUCCUCAGUAUACCAUUCAUGGCCAUGAUGGAAAAACUGUCAUUGUUUACCGCCGAGGCUUGUCUUUAUAAAUUUUAGAAGAUACAAAUUAAGCCCGCAUUCAAUUCUUCUCAUUAAUUAAAACGUUUUUUUUUUGUAAAAUGCAAGAUACAUUUAAAUGAUUUUGAGGUUGUAAAUUUGUAUUGUAAUAAAACUAUUAAUCCAAGAGAAUGAUGGAUUUCCAAAACAAGUAAAUAGAACAAAGGAUGGCAUGUGUUAUUUACUACAAGCUCAAUGGGGACCAUUUUUUUACAAUUAUAGAUCUCAUUAAAUAAAGGCAGGGUAAAGCUCAUGAUAUUGGCACAACAUCUUUAGGUAAAAACCGCACAUAGAAUCGUUGGCAUAAAAUAGCAUAUAUAGACUCAAGACUUAUGAAUUUGGGCAUACUGCAGUAGGGUAUAUCGGCGGUAAUUUCCUUGAUUUGUAAUCACCACUGCCUUGCUUUUUUGCGACUAUUUUAUUUUUUAUGAUAUUUUUUCAUUCGAUUUCAUAUGAAAGUUAUACAAGUAUGCCUGAUGUGAGAAAAUAGCAGCUAUGUGCUUGAACAAAAUAUAUUUGAGAUAGUAGGUUGAGCAUUUUUCAGUGCACAUUUUAUAGGUUGCAGGAGUGGUUGUUCUUGGUUCGCGUAUAAUUAAUGAUAUUUUUGUCUUUAUGUUUUUUUACCGACAUUUAGGCCUUGUCAACGGGUUCUUCCCUUCACCGUACAGUGAUAGCUACCGUCACGUUAUGGUAUUCAAAGUCACGUGAUGUAACAAAUCGGAACUUUCUUUCAUUUAAAAAAAUAUUUGAAAACAACAUUAUAUUUUGGAAAUUUGAUAAAUGAUUGCAUAAAUAAGCGUUACAAACUUAUAUAGAAAAAACAUCCAGCAUUUGUUCAUGCGGCAGAGAUCUUCGCUGCUCGUCAAGGGAGAUCAGUGCGUAAGAGAUUGGUUAAAUAUAUAUGAUGUGCCGUGAAUAAAUUGUUGUACCUAUAACGCGAUGUACCAAUCGGAAAAAGUUUCAGGUAAAAUCUGCACCAACAAUUUUAGUUGCAUUAAAGUAGAAUAUCUUGGUCAUCGUCUUGUCAUAUAUAUAUAGUUAAUUUGUUUAUAAAAGGUGUGCCAUUGUUUUCUGACUGUAUUUAAACCAUAUCAUGACUGGCAGCUCAUUCUGGUUUUUGAUAAAUGAAAAUCUAUGGGGGGUUUUACUUGUUGUUGAUGCGUGUUUUUAUUCUGAUUGCUGAUUCAUCUAGGUCUGAUGAUAUUUUGAUAUUGUAUUAUUGUGUACUUUAUACAUCAUAUGGCUGUAAAAAAAUAUGUAUA